UGGCAUAACUUGGAUAGUGUUAGCACAUACCAUGUUUUGUUAACCUCUGCAUAGCUAUAUAUAUCACUAUCUUGCGAGAUUUGUGAAGUAUUAUUAAUGCUAUCGUUCUAAUCGUCGUAUGUUAUGGCUACCACUUGUGUACUUGAUUUCUCUUGUACCUUGAUGAUAUCUAUGUCAUGCUCAUGUUAUUCUGUUGCAAUUCAAAAGUUUCUUUAGUGCACUAAUGUUGGAUUUUCAUAUCCUUCUGUGUACUAAUCAAAUUCUUGUUCAUCAACAGGAUGGCGCGCCCUCCUCCACCACCACCACCUCCUCCACCUGAGAUGGGCCAGGCAAUGCUCCAGAUGACUCAGUUGCUUGCACAGAUGCAGCAGCAUCAACAUAAUGUCGAUCAAGCAAAUCAUCAGGGCAAUGGUCGAGUGAUGAUACGGGACUUCUUGCAGCUAAACCCUCGCACUUUUGAUGCUACUCCUCAGCCUUUGGAUGCGGAUGAUUGGGUACGCGAUGUGAAUCGCAUGCUCAACACAGCUGGAGUGGCCCCUGAAGAUAAGGUAAAGUAUGCAACCCACUUGCUGAAAGGAGGGUCCGCAGCUUGGUGGGAUCAGUAUCAGGAGAUGAGAGAUGGUGCUGAUGUCAGUUGGGACCAGUUUGUGGAGGCUUUUCGGAGUCAUCACAUCUCAGAUGGCAUUAUGGAGCGCAUGAAAGAAAAGUUCUGUCAGCUUGUGCAGGGCAACAAUGAUGUGAUCACCUAUAGCUCACAGUUCACAGAUCUGGCUCGCUAUGCCGGCGAUGAGUCAUCAACUGAUGCAAAGAAGCAGAAGAGAUUCCGCAGUGGCCUCAAACCUUCUCUCAGAUAUGCAUUGACUCAUGUGCCGGCCAGGACUUUCGAUGAGCUAGUGAACAAUGCAGUCAAGGAAGAGACAGGAAGACUUGCGUUUGAGGAAUCGCGUAAGCAUUCUCGAGAUGUUGGUGGUCCUUCUGCACCGACACCGAAGAGGAGGUUGUGGGUCCCUUAUCCCACAGCUCCAGGAGCUUACCGCAUGCCAGCAGGGUAUGGUCCUCACCCUCCAGCUCCUCGCCCGCCAGCUCCUCGUCCAGCUUUUAGAGUCUCUCAGCCUCUGCCGAGGCCGCCACUUCCAGGACCUCCGAGACCGCCGGCUCCUCGCCCUGGUACCACGUGCUACAAGUGUGGGCAAGCUGGACACAUCUCCACCUUUUGCACUCAGAAGCUGCCGCCACCACCACCUCGCUUGACUCCGACACAUGCGAUGGUGCGUGCUCCUUCUCCGAACCGUGGCUUCUACCCCAACAACAAGCCAGGUUCCAAGACUGCUCACCUCCACAACAUCAGCAUUGAGCAAGCUCAGCAGUCCGAGGACGUCGUUCUUGGUACUUUACCGGUGCAAAAUUUUGCUGAUAUGCAUGGUUUAUCUCUGGAGAGUUUGCCUAGUUGCAUCAUGGUUCAGUCCCCUGGUUCUCAAAUGAUGUCUUCCAAGAUAAGUCAUGGGAACCAAAUUGAAAUUGGGAAUCAUACCUUCGUUGCCUCUUUGAUAGCUCUUGCAAGGUCAAACAUUGAUGUCAUCCUUGGUAUGGAUUGGUUGAAAAUCAACAAGGCUGUCAUUGAUUGUGCUAAUCACACGGUGACUCUUCCAACUCCAACCGGCCACAUAGUCUAUUCACCGACUCAGUCUCCUUCUGUUCAGCUAUACUCUUUGAAUGGCAAUCAUCUACCGGAGCUUGAACUUGUGCCAGUUGUCUGUGACUUCCCAGAUGUCUUUCCAGAAGAGCUCCCAGGUAUGCCACCUGACAGGGCAGUCGAGUUUGUCAUCGAGCUUGAACCUGGAACGGCUCCUAUCUCCAAGCGUCCUUACAAGAUGGGCCCAAAUGAGUUGCUUGAACUCAAGAAGCAGUUGGAUGAAUUGGAGAAGCUUGGAUUCUUUCAGCCCAACACUUCUGCUUGGGGUUGUCCCACCAUCUUUGUCAAGAAGAAGGAUAAAACUGAUCGUUGGAUUUGA
Lolium perenne is the source of this 2012-nucleotide messenger RNA. NCBI's taxonomy places the organism in Eukaryota, Viridiplantae, Streptophyta, Magnoliopsida, Poales, Poaceae. The record is from RefSeq and is a predicted model, not a curated record.